CGCCGCUGUUGCCCGACAGCGUGCCAGCCCGCUUGGGGGCGCCGCGGAGCCAGCGAUCGGGACGCGCCAAGGGGUUUCUCGGCGACCUUAAAAGCCCCUCGGCGGACGCAUGGCUGGGCAGCGCUCCCCGGUAACUGCGCUUCUCGGCGGCCUUCCCUGCUUUCGCUCGGGUCGGGCUGGGCCAGCCCUCGGCGCUCGCUCGCCGCGGAGCUGAUGCGCCUUGCUGGUGCGUUUUUACGCUCGGCUGGCGGCGCGGCCGGGCACCAUGGGGGACCCCCAGCCGCCUCCGCCGCUGCCCCUCCGGGCCCGCCUCAGCUACUCGGUGGGCCACUUCCUCAACGACCUCUGCGCCUCGAUGUGGUUCACCUACUUGCUGGUGUAUUUCCACUCCGUCUUGGGCUAUAGCACCAGCCACGCGGGGGCGCUCUUGCUGGCGGGGCAGGUGGCCGACGGCUUCUGCACGCCCCUGGUGGGCUACGAGGCGGAUCAGGGCCGCGGCUGCGGGCGCUACGGGCGGAGGAAGUCCUGGCACUUGGCUGGGACCGUCUGCGUCCUCCUCUCCUUCCCCUUCAUCUUCAGCCCCUGCCUCGGCUGCUCGGAGAACACCCCCCAGUGGGCCGCCCUCAUCUACUUCAUCCCCUUCGUCGCCAUCUUCCAGUUUGGCUGGGCAGCCACUCAGAUCUCCCACCUCUCGCUCAUCCCGGAGCUGGUGACCAGCGACCAUGACAAGGUGGAGCUCACGGCCUUCAGAUAUGCCUUCACUGUCAUGGCGAACAUCACGGUCUAUGGGGUGGCCUGGCUGCUCCUGCACUUCCAGGGGGGCUGCCCUGGGCCCCAGGAGCACACCCAGCACCUUGGACGUCACGACAUCCCCGUCUUUCGGAACCUGUCUCUGAUUGUUGUCGGGGUGGGCGCCAUCACAUCGCUCCUCUUCCAUCUCGGCACCAAGGAGAAAAGUCGCCCGCUUGCCAGGUUGCCGGACCCCGAGGAACACACGCCGCUGCUGCCUCCGGACCAGAAAAGCCCCGUCCGGCCCCUCCUCCUGUGGAAGAACUGGCUCCUGGAGCCCGCCUUCUACCAGGUUGCGAUGUUGUAUAUGGCCACCCGGCUGAUCGUCAACCUCUCUCAGACCUACAUCGCCAUGUACCUGACCAACUCGCUGCUGCUUCCAAAGAAAUUCAUCGCCACGAUCCCCUUGGUGAUGUACAUCAGUGGCUUCCUUUCCUCCUUCUUGAUGAAAACUGUGAACAAGAGGAUCGGCAGGAACCUCACCUACUCUCUGGGCUUGCUGACCAUCUUGGCGUUUGCUUGCUGGGUGGCCCUGGCCAAGCAAAUUGGCUUGGAGGUCUAUGGGGCAGCCAUUCUCCUUGGGGCCGGCUCGGCUACUAUUCUCGUGACGUCCCUCUCCAUGACGGCCGACCUCAUCGGGACCAACACGCACAGCGGGGCCUUCGUCUAUGGAGCCAUGAGCUUCACAGAUAAAGUUGCCAAUGGGGUGGCCGUGAUGAUCAUCCAGAACCUGCACCCUUGCCCGACUGAGCUCUGCUGCAACAGCUGUGUGGCAUUCUACCACUGGGUGAUGGUGGCCGUCACUGGUGGCAUGGCUGUCGUGGCCACUCUCUUCCUCGCCUGCGUCAUGAUAUGGCCCGUCCGGGUCCGGUUCCAUGACAUCUCUGUCACGGGGCUGGCCGGAUCUGGCAGAUCCAGAGAACUCAGACACCCCGAGGGCGGAGAGCAGUCCGCUGUUGUCAACUGAGGCUCUGCCUUCUCGGAAGGAGGGAGUCGACCUGGGAAACGUCGGGUGAUGCCACAGCGCAGAAGAGCCAAAGAUUUGGCCAUCCUCUGCUUGAUCCAAUACGGUUUCGCUGCUUCUCUUUCCUGGGAAUGGAACUGUUGGCAACUAUUUCGCUCCCUUCUCUGCCUUCACCCUUGCCCCCAAGCACAUUUUGCACAAAUCUGUUUUGCCACCAGGGGACAGCUCCUCCACCCCGCCCUUCCUUUGCACAUUGAACGCAAUGUUACUAGGCCACGUGAAGGAAUACAUUCUCCACCCACUCCCCAUUUUCCCUCCCUCCAACAGACCACUUUUUCUUUUUCAAAUCUACUUGCGUGUAAAAAUUAUAAAUAAAGGUGUGUUUUAAUUAAAAAAAGAAGGAGGCAAGAAA
Molecule: messenger RNA, 2165 nt
Organism: Rhineura floridana
Lineage: Eukaryota; Metazoa; Chordata; Lepidosauria; Squamata; Rhineuridae
Gene: MFSD12
Product: major facilitator superfamily domain containing 12
Exons: 10
Coding region: 266-1756 (496 amino acids)
Biological process (GO): carbohydrate transport
Cellular component (GO): membrane
Molecular function (GO): symporter activity
Source: RefSeq, a predicted model, not a curated record